Messenger RNA from Phytophthora sojae, 201 nucleotides. RefSeq lists its product as hypothetical. The record is from RefSeq and is a predicted model, not a curated record. The annotation marks the transcript as partial. NCBI's taxonomy places the organism in Eukaryota, Oomycota, Peronosporomycetes, Peronosporales, Peronosporaceae. Gene Ontology annotation, molecular function: nucleic acid binding; RNA-DNA hybrid ribonuclease activity. The transcript has a single exon.
CUACUACAACUACUCAAUCGAGCAUAUGAGUUAAAUCUCCGCGAGAUUCAAGUGGCAGGAGACUCAUCAGUGGUGGUCCGCUACCUUCGCGACAGACGCCUACCCAAGACGGAGAACCUGAAGCGUUUGUAUCUCAAGUGCAGACGGCUAGCAGAUCGGAUACGGGUUGAUGCAUGGCAUCACAUUCACCCAAACGCCAAC